UAAGACUUUCAUUUCUUCAUCUCAACAAGUAUGGCGGCGUACAGAAGGAAAUUGUUUGCUGUUGGAUUGAGGUUGUUCCUGACAUGAGCUUUGUCAUUCUGUUUUGUGUAGCUGGGCAGCUUCUUUGAUGAGCAGAAGCUCCUGUCAGAGCAGCCGCAGACUGGCUUUGCUGCCCACACUCCUCAGGAACAACUGGAUGACCUUGAGUGUCACGGGUGCUCUGUGUGCCGUUCCUUUCAUCCAGAAACCAGAAAAUCUGUCCCAUGAAGAUCUAGUGCGGAGGGCAUCAUCUCUGGUCAAAGACAGUGCUAAUACUUACCUCUCACAAACUACUUUAGCACUGCUUGAUUCUCUCUCAGGUUAUAUUAAGGCUAUAAACAGUCUUGUGUCAUUACACAAGCGCUAUGUGGGUUCCAUCAACAGAUUCACUUCUGUGGAGGAGGAUGCAAUCUGGCAGGUCAUUCUUAGGCAUCGUCAGGAGGUAACUGACAGGAGAAAGGAUUGCAAACAAUUUGAAUCCUGCUGGAUGACGGCCAUCAAUCUCUCAGAGCUAGCAGCAGAGGCAGCUUUCAAUGCAGGGGCUGACCAAGCUUCUGUGACAGCACAGAACAGUCUACAGCUCGCACAGUCCCAGGUGGAACAUGUUCGACAGCUGAUGCUGGAAGCUGAGAGACAACUCAAAGACUCUAAAGCUGAGGACCGUGAGAGGCUUCAAAAUGCUCUCAGCACUGCAAUGGAGGAUGAAGACAUCCCAGAUGCAUAUUUACGAGAGGACUAGUCAUAUCGAGACAUUUAGCACAGCUUUAAAGUAUCUUAAGCACUCUGAUACAACUACUGAAGCACAGAAUUGUAUUUAUGUUUGAUUAAUAGGGCAAAUGCUGUGAAAUGUGGGAGACUGUGGUGCAGCCAGGAGAAUUUAUAUAAAUUAAGCAUUAAAUACAAAACUAUGAGGGUAGGAAAAGGGACUUGGUAGAUAAAUACAUUCUAGAUCAGGGGCUUCACAUUUGCUUGUAAUUGUUAAAUGCAAUUACAAUGUAAUGAAAUAGAUUUAAAUUUUAAAACAGUUUUGGAUUUAAAAACAGCUGUUUCAUUAAUCAGAAUCUCCUUUUUUACUGUGUUGACUAUAUGUGAGUUAUAAUUAUAGACAGAUGCUACCUUUGUGAUUUCUUAUUAAUUUUUAAA
Messenger RNA from Sinocyclocheilus anshuiensis, 1182 nucleotides. RefSeq names its product diablo homolog, mitochondrial-like. Bases 128 to 778 code for a protein of 216 amino acids. Gene Ontology annotation, cellular component: mitochondrion. The transcript is spliced from 6 exons. The record is from RefSeq and is a predicted model, not a curated record. Gene Ontology annotation, biological process: neuron apoptotic process; intrinsic apoptotic signaling pathway in response to oxidative stress. NCBI's taxonomy places the organism in Eukaryota, Metazoa, Chordata, Actinopteri, Cypriniformes, Cyprinidae.